AUGUGUCAACAUUUAGGCGAGGAAGGGCUAUCCGCUGCGUCGGAACCAUCAGUGCACGAUGGAUCGGAUGUCUCCGAACCUUUCCCCUGGGACGUUGGAGUCUUCGACGCCCACUGUCAUCCAACCGACACGAUGACGUCGGUAGCAAGUAUACCGGACAUGAAAGCACGUGCUCUAACCGUCAUGUCAACACGAUCCCAAGACCAAGACCUUGUGGCCAAUGUGGCCUCUAAGCUUGGCGUUAAAGACUCGGACUCAUUUAUCUCGUCGUCUUCCGCAGAAGACCGUUUAGUUCCUUGUUUUGGUUGGCACCCGUGGUUUUCUUACCAAUUCUACGACGAUCUCUCUGCUGACCCAACCUAUGAUGGAACACCAUCUGGUAAAAUCUCACACUAUGAUAAAGUGUUAACCCCGUCGCCUUCAUCAAAAGAUGUAUCCUUUAGCGAGGGUCUUCCGGAGCCACGGCCCCUUUCCGACUUUCUGCAGGAGACCAAGUCCCGCUUGGAACAAUAUCCUCUUGCUCUCGUUGGUGAAAUUGGCUUAGAUAAAGCAUUUCGGCUUCCCCAAAGCUGGACAUCGACCCACGAAGUUCAACGCGAUGCGGGUCUUACGCCCGGCGGCCGCGAAGGCAGAACACUUAGCCCAUACCGAGUGCAGAUAACCCACCAGGCUGGAAUUCUCGAAGCCCAGCUGCGGCUCGCAGGUGAGAUGGGCCGCGCGGUAAGUGUCCACGGAGUUCAGGCACAUGGUGUGGUUUAUGACACCAUAUCCAAACUCUGGAAAGGACACGAAAGACCAGUAACAUCAAGAAGAGAGAGGAAACAGAUUGCUGAAGGGGCGGAAGAUUUCUCUAGUUCAUCUUCAGAUGAAGAUGAAGAUUAUGCUACGUUUAUCAACAGAAGAAAAGAAAGGGCAGCGAAACAGGGUCGCAUUAAGCAGGGACCGAAGCCUUACCCCCCGCGGAUUUGUAUGCAUUCUUUCAGUGGUCCUGUUGAUGUUGUUAGGCAAUACCUUCAUCCCUCGGUGCCAGCAAAGGUUUUCUUCUCGUUCUCAAUUGUGAUAAAUUGGAGCACGGGAGGUGGAGAUAAAGCCGAGGAGGCAAUCCGCGCCAUCCCUGAUGAUCGUAUAUUAGUUGAGAGUGAUUUACACACGGCAGGUGAGCAGAUGGACCAGUAUCUAGAACAAGUAUGCAGGAAGAUAUGUAAGGUCAAGGGAUGGGAACUCCGUGAGGGGCUUGAAAAACUGGGCAGGAACUGGAAGGAGUUUAUAUUUGGGUAG
Daldinia childiae is the source of this 1278-nucleotide messenger RNA. Its product is annotated as Cut9-interacting protein scn1. Lineage: Eukaryota; Fungi; Ascomycota; Sordariomycetes; Xylariales; Hypoxylaceae. The transcript has a single exon. The record is from RefSeq and is a predicted model, not a curated record. Bases 1 to 1278 code for a protein of 425 amino acids. Gene Ontology annotation, molecular function: hydrolase activity, acting on ester bonds.